CUAAAAUCAAAUUUUGACUAGAAAAUAAAUGGCAGCAGAAGGGGAACAACAACUUCAGACUAAUGGUCACGCAAAGCCUGCCGAAGAGUCACCAAAUUCCAUACAAUCCAAAGAGUUGCGCAGGAAAAAACGCAAGAAAUUUUUGGUAUAUGUUGCACUCUUUACUCCGUUUCAAAUUGCAGUGAUUCUCUUCUUUUCAUUAUACAUAAUGAAAGUCAGAACUCCGAAAUUUCGCGUGCGGACCGCUACCUUUGAUCCUGUGGAGUACAAAAAUGCAGAAAACGCUUCAUUCGACAUCAGAAUGAACGUCGAAUUGGGUGUUAAAAAUACUAAUUUUGGACCUUACAAGUACAGAAACAGCACUGUUUAUUUUUACUAUAAUGAUGUGAGUAUUGGAGAGGCCUUUGUUUCUCAGGGCAAAGCUGGUUUUAAGUCUACAAAGAAAUGUAAUUUGCUUGUGAAUCUUUCGUCCAAGGAUGUGUUACCUAAGGACUCGCAGUUAAGGAAUGAUCUGAGUUCUGGAACGUUAAUUUUUACCAGCAAGUCAAAAUUGGAAGGGAAAGUAGAGCUGAUUUUUGUCAUCAAGAAAAAGAAAUCUACGGAGAUGAAUUGCAUCAUCACUAUUGGAUUGGCUGAUAAAGUGGUUCAGGAUAUAGACUGCGACUAGCAAAUUAUUUCAAUUACCAACUAGAAUAAUUUUCUUGUAAUGUUUACUAACUAGUACCAAAUUUUAAAUCUGAUACAUCAAUUGAUUUCUUUGUUUGUGGAGUUAAACCAGCACUACUCGCUUUUUAUUUAUUUUUACGGCUAUUUGGAGGCCAUAUCGAAAUAAUAUUUAGUUUAAUAAAUGAAAAUUCCAUUUGUUCAGUAAUAAGCAUAUGACGCUAAAUUUUGUAGGGAAGAAGCUUAAGCUGUUGUUUUUAAUUAAUUAGAGGACUAACUAGCAUUAUUGGACACAGUAACAAAUAUUUCAAUUAAGUCGUAUGAAUGUCACCCCUGAAAAACAUGACGUGUGAUAGUAUAGCACUCACAAUAUUGAUCAUGUAUUUG
Molecule: messenger RNA, 1050 nt
Organism: Lycium barbarum (goji berry)
Lineage: Eukaryota; Viridiplantae; Streptophyta; Magnoliopsida; Solanales; Solanaceae
Exons: 1
Coding region: 29-667 (212 amino acids)
Source: RefSeq, a predicted model, not a curated record